AUGGAGCAGAAAUUGGUAUCGAUUCGAGAGAAAAUUGAUCAGUUCCCUAUGAAAGAUGUUUUCAAUAUGGAUGAAACUGGGUUGUUUUAUAGGCUACAAGCUGAUCAUUCACUGGCAACAAAACAACUUGAUGGAAGAAAACAAGAUAAAGAAAGGCUGACGGUAGUUAUUUGUUGGAAUGAAGAUGGCUCUGAAAAAAUCCCUCUAUGGAUUAUUGGGAAAUAUGCAAAGCCUCGUUGCUUCAAGAAUGUCAACAUGAAUAGCUUGGAUUGUCAGUAUCGAGCUAACAAAAAAGCAUGGAUGACUAGUGUGCUUUUUGAUGAAUAUGUUCGUUCAUUUGACCAAAUGAUGCAUGGUAGAAGAGUUCUACUUGUGGUGGAUAAUUGUCCAGCACAUCCAAGAAAUAUUGAAGGGCUAAGAAACGUUGAGUUGUUCUUCUUGCCACCCAACAUGACAUCAAAGAUUCAACACCUCAGCUAUUGGAUGCAAUAA
Molecule: messenger RNA, 492 nt
Organism: Medicago truncatula (barrel medic)
Lineage: Eukaryota; Viridiplantae; Streptophyta; Magnoliopsida; Fabales; Fabaceae
Product: CENP-B homolog protein 2-like
Exons: 1
Coding region: 1-492 (163 amino acids)
Cellular component (GO): nucleus
Molecular function (GO): DNA binding
Source: RefSeq, a predicted model, not a curated record